AUGGCAAUGGACGCCAAAGAGAUCGAGCUCCGUGGCAAGGCCAUCGGAAAGGCUGUAUCUGAGGGCGAGCCCAGCGCUUCUGUGCUGAAGCUGCUUAAUGACCUGAAGACGGGUGUGCACGCGACCGAGGACCUCUUGCGCUCAACACGGAUCGGUGUCACUAUCAACCGUCUGCGAACUCACAAGGACCCCGCAGUACAAAAGCUCGCGACAGAAUUGGUAGCAAAGUGGAGGGAUGAGGUCAAAAAGAAGCAGCCCCUCAAGAAGGACGGUCCGGCAAAGGCAGCCGCGAAUGGAGGUGCAGCCUCUUCCCCCGCUCCUCCACCCUCAGGAACCGCGUCUCCGGCACCAAAUCUGGCCAAGAAGAAGCAUGAUGUACCCGCCGACAAGCGCAAUCACAAGACAGACAAGGUCAAGUACCAGGUGACUGGAAAUGAGGCGCGCGACAACUGCGUUAGGCUGAUGUACGACGGUCUGGCCUUCAUGAGUGAAGCGAUGCCCGACGAGAUUCUCAGCGUCGCAAAGCAAAUCGAAGUCGCUGCUUACGCCAAGGCUGGUAGUGUAAACGACACUUACAAGGGCAAGAUGCGCUCGCUCUUCCAGAAUCUCAAGAGCAAAUCGAAUCCCCAGCUUCGCAAGCGUGUACUCGCUGGCGAGGUGCCCGCAGAAAAGUUCGUCGUCAUGACACACGACGAGAUGAAGUCGGACGCGCGACGAGCAGAAGACGAGAAGCUGGAACAGAUCAACAUGAAUCAGGCCAUGGUUGCACAGGUCGAAAAGGCCAUUUCCAAGGAGUUCCAGUGCGGAAAAUGCAAACAAAAGAUGGUCAGCUAUAGUCAAGCGCAGACCAGGUCUGCUGACGAACCGAUGACGACCUUUUGCGAGUGCAUGAACUGUGGUAAUCGGUGGAAGUUUUCAUAG
Alternaria arborescens is the source of this 921-nucleotide messenger RNA. RefSeq lists its product as hypothetical. The transcript is spliced from 2 exons. Gene Ontology annotation, cellular component: nucleus. Bases 1 to 921 code for a protein of 306 amino acids. The record is from RefSeq and is a predicted model, not a curated record. Gene Ontology annotation, biological process: transcription antitermination; regulation of mRNA 3'-end processing; transcription elongation by RNA polymerase I. Lineage: Eukaryota; Fungi; Ascomycota; Dothideomycetes; Pleosporales; Pleosporaceae. Gene Ontology annotation, molecular function: zinc ion binding; RNA polymerase II transcription regulatory region sequence-specific DNA binding.